UUUAUCCAUCAAAGUCUGGGUUCGAUGGAUGGGAGAAGCUUGGCAACUCAGGCUGGAGCUGGGACAAAAUGGCUCCGUAUUUCAGGAAAUUUCAUACUUUGACACUGCCAUCAGAAGUUGCCCAAGAAGACCUUGCUCUCAAGUAUGUGGACAAGAAGCUCCAAGGCACCAAUGGACCUAUUCAACUAUCCUUUGGCGAGCCAGAUGCAUACACACCAUUCAAUAAGGCCUGGCCAAAGACAUUUUCAACUUUGAAGCAUGAACUGACAGGCGAUCCUAUCUCUGGAGUUGCUAACGGCGCUUUUACCAAUCCUGGUAUCGUGAAUCCUGUUACCAAAGCGAGAAGUCACGCUGGUGCAGACUACUUGAGUAAAGAGGUUGCAACCCGAUCAAAUCUCCGCAUCCUAACAGAGGUCUUGGUAGAGAAGAUCUUGCUCGAAAAGACGUCAACAAACGAACUAUCUGCUCGUGGCGUGCAAGUCAAAACAAAGGAUGGCAGCAGAAAAGACAUUUUAGCAGGUCAUGAGGUAGUACUUGCGGCCGGAACGAUCAAGUCGCCCCAGCUCCUAGAGCUUUCUGGAAUUGGCGAUUCAAAUAUUUUGAAAACCUAUGGAAUCGAAACCCUGAUCGACAACUCAAACGUGGGAGAGAAUCUGCAAGACCACGGAUACGUUCCAUUCUCUUGGGAGGUGGCAGAUGACCAAAUAUCUGGUGACGUCCUCCGCAACCCGGAGAUCGCUGGCGCAGCUAUGGCAGCUUAUCAGGCGGCUAAAGCAGGCCCGCUGUCUGGAGUACCCAUUGUGUCUGCGUUCAUGCCUUUGGUUGAUUUGGAAAAAGCUGAUAUGGAGCAACUUCUCGACACGUACAUUGACAAGCAUGAAUAUUCAAACAUUCCUUCUCAGAAACAACAAUUUGAGAUCAUUCGAGAGAUGCUCUUGAACCCUCUCGAUGCCUCUGGACAAUAUACUAUGGCACCUUUCCAGAUUGUUCCAAGAGACGGCCCUCACUGCAAAGGCAUUUACGGCAUGGGCAAGGAUGGAAACUAUAUCAGUAUCGUAUCAGUACUGAAUCAUCCUUUGUCGCGAGGAACGGUACAUAUUAAUUCGGCAAAGCCAGAAGCUCAACCGACAAUUGAUCCUCGAUACUUCUCUCAUCCGCUGGAUCUAGAACUCCAUGGCCGUCACACUCAAUGGCUCGAGACUAUUGCGGCCACUGAGCCUAUGGCAUCAUUGCUGAAGAAAGAUGGUCGCCGAAUCCAUGCCCAGAAGCCAGUAAAUGAUCUUGAAACCGCCAAAGAAAUCGUCCAAGAGACCUUCGUCUCCCACUAUCACGUUACAGGCACAUGCUCUAUGUUACCAAAGGAGCUUGGAGGCGUGGUAAAUGAGCAUCUCCUCGUGUAUGGCACUUGCAAUCUCAGGAUCGUGGAUGCCAGUAUCUUCCCGAUGAUACCUAGAGGGAAUAUUCAAGCGAGUGUGUAUGCGGUAGCUGAAAGAGCAGCGGACAUUAUCAAGGAGGAUCAUUUGACUGCAAAAGUCGGAAUUACAUCGAUCCGCUGAGAAAGGAAUGAUGUGAUAGUGAUGGAUCCUAUGAUUUAGCAAUAGCCGU
Messenger RNA from Mollisia scopiformis, 1605 nucleotides. RefSeq names its product alcohol oxidase. Gene Ontology annotation, molecular function: flavin adenine dinucleotide binding; oxidoreductase activity, acting on CH-OH group of donors. The coding region runs from base 69 to 1556 and encodes 495 amino acids. The record is from RefSeq and is a predicted model, not a curated record. Lineage: Eukaryota; Fungi; Ascomycota; Leotiomycetes; Helotiales; Mollisiaceae. The transcript has a single exon.